Messenger RNA from Arachis duranensis, 2939 nucleotides. Its product is annotated as probable inactive leucine-rich repeat receptor-like protein kinase At3g03770. The transcript has 7 exons. Lineage: Eukaryota; Viridiplantae; Streptophyta; Magnoliopsida; Fabales; Fabaceae. Gene Ontology annotation, biological process: protein phosphorylation. The record is from RefSeq and is a predicted model, not a curated record. The coding region runs from base 313 to 2658 and encodes 781 amino acids. Gene Ontology annotation, molecular function: receptor serine/threonine kinase binding; ATP binding; protein kinase activity.
AUUGAAUGAUGAAAGUAUGAGAGGACAUGAAGGAAGAAAGACCAAUUCAUGAAGAGUGAGAAACAGAAACUACCAUUUUCUAUUAUCUUGUGAAUGUGAAUGUGAGUGACUCUACACUUCUCUGCUUCCUCCCUGCCUCUUCAUUAAUGUCACCUCUUUCUCACAUUUUCCAAGGUGCUGUUCCCUUCUGCUACUGCCUCUUUCUUUCUUUCUUUCAUUCUUUUCUCCUUCCAUGUUUCACACCAAUUAUUUAUUUAUUUUUAAUUAACUAAGUUUUCAAAGUGUACUCCAAUCCUUCAUCAAAUUCUGUGCAUGAUGCUCCUCCAACUUGCUUCAAUCACAUAUUAUGUUUUGCUUCUUCCGUCUUUGUUUUUCAUGUUCAUCCCAACCACCUAUGAACUCCAAUCAGAUCAGACUCAAGCUUUGUUUCAACUCAGGAAAUUACUUGAAUACCCUUCCUCUUUGCAACCCUGGCAAAAUUACAAUGCUGACCUCUGCACCCUUUUUUCAUCCCCAAAUUUGACCGUUAAAUGCGACCAUGAUUCAGUAACGGAGCUCAAAAUCAUGGGUGAUAAAUCUCUCAAGCCAUCAACUUUUGAUGGAUAUUCUAUUCCCAAUCAUACACUUAGCCUGAAUUUCUCCAUUGAUUCAUUUUUCACCACACUAACAAGGUUAACGAGUUUAAGGGUUCUUAGCUUAGUGUCCUUAGGGUUAUGGGGGCCACUACCUGAAAUAAUUCACCGUUUGUCUUUGCUUGAGGUUUUGGAUUUGAGUUCAAAUUUCUUGUUUGGUGCUUUACCACCAAAAAUAUCCACCAUGGUAAAGCUUCACACUGUAACACUUGAUGGAAAUUACUUUAAUGCCACUCUGCCUGAUUGGUUUGGCUCUUUCUCUAAUCUAACAAUGUUGAGUUUGAAGAGCAAUCAAUUCAAGGGUCAAUUCCCUGUUUCACUUUGCAAAAUUGAGACACUUGAAGUUAUUUCCAUGCCCCACAAUGAGUUGUAUGGUGAAUUGCCUGAUUUAACUGCUCUAACUGCUCUACAUGUUUUGGAUUUAAGGGAAAACAAUUUAGAUUCUCAACUACCAAUGUUCCCCAAAUCAGUAGUCACAGUUCUGUUGAGCAAUAAUUCCUUACAUGGAGAGAUUCCUAAGCAAUUUGGUGAGUUGGUUCAUCUUCAGCAUUUAGAUCUUUCAUCAAAUUACCUAAGCAGGGUGCCACCACCUUCCUUGUUCUCCUUGCCAAACAUUAGUUAUUUGAAUUUGGCAAACAAUGUGUUAAGUGGUUGCAUUCUGGGGAAGCUUACUUGUGGCGGCAAGCUCGGCUUUGUGGAUAUUUCUGGUAACAAGUUAAAUGGUGGACUACCUUCUUGCUUGGCCAAUACAUCUGAUAGUAGAGUUGUUAGAUAUGGUGGAAACUGUUUGUCUAUCGACAAUGCUGGUUCGCACGCUCAGCGGAGAGGGUCUUAUUGCGAAGAAUCUGGCUUGGGGUGGAAGAAAGUCAAGGCGUGGAAAGUAGCGGUGGUGGUGGCCAUGGUUGUUGGACUUGUGAUUGUGAUUCUUGUGUCUGGAGUUUUCAUGUGUAAAAAAUGUCAUCAGAUUCAGAGGAAGAUAAUUAGGCAUGACUUGUUGCCUAAGAUUCUCCAAGGAAACUCCACCACAGGGGUUUCCUCUGAAAUCCUUGCAAAUGCGAGAUUCAUUUCUCAAACAGUGAAACUUGGGUCGCAAACUACUACGACCUGUCGGCAGUUUUCAAUAGAAGAGUUGAAGGAAGCUGCAAGAAACUUUGACAUGUCAACUUAUGUUGGUGAAGGCUCCAUAGGGAAGCUUUACAAAGGUAAACUAGAGAACGGAUCCCACGUGAUGAUAAGAUCGUUGGCUCUGUCGAAAAAAUGCUCAAUUCAAAAUCUUAAAGCCCGGUUGGAUUUGCUCUCAAAGCUUCAACACCCAAAUUUGGUUAGCCUUUUGGGUCAUUGUAUUGAAUUCCAGGGACAUGAUGAUUCUAGUUCCAACAAACUCCAUCUUGUGUAUGAGUAUGUGCCAAAUGGAAAUUAUCGGAGCUAUUUGUCAGAGUUUUCAUCAGGGAAGGCACUUAAGUGGUCUGAUAGACUUGCAAUUCUAAUUGGAGUUGCUAAAGCUGUGCAUUUCUUACAUACCGGUGUCAUCCCUGGUUGUUUCGAAAACCAGCUAAAGACAAAGAAUGUUUUACUUGAUGAGCAUCACAUUCCAAAAUUAAGUGACUAUGGAAUCGCGAUCAUUCGAGAAGAAAUAGACAAGCAUGAGGCAAAGGGAGAGAAACUAAAAUCAUGCCAGAGGACAAAGAUGGAGAGUGAUGUUUAUAAUUUUGGGUUCAUAUUGCUCGAAUCACUUGUUGGACCGAUAGCAAGCGAUAAAGGAGAAACAUUCUUUGUAAAUGAAAAGGCUUCCUUUGGCAGUCAAGAUGGUAGAAGAAAGAUUGUGGAUCCAUUAGUACUGACCACUUGCUCUCAAGAGUCAUUGUCAAUUGCAAUAUCUAUAACAACGAAAUGCAUAUCGCCGGAAUCUUCAUCCCGUCCCUCUUUCGAGGAUGUUCUAUGGAACUUGCAGUAUGCUGCUCAAGUUCAAGCUACUUCAGAGGCGGAUCAAAAAUCAGAUUCAAACAUGAUAGGUCCAAGUUUGUAGGACUCACAUUACCAUAACUUAAGGUAAAAUAGUGAUGCAUGAUGUCAAUCUCAGUGCAAAUGUAAAGGAUAUAGUUGUAAAAAUGUUUCCUCCUGUUUCUUCAGGUUUUUCUAGAUUAUGAUAGAGCUUUGUUAUAUAGGAUUCAUACAAGUUUUUAGGGACUAGAAAAGUAGGAGAAUUCAAGAAUUUGAACAAGGACUGGUAGGUUGAAGGUCCUAACGACAGUGUAUUUCUAAUAUUGGUGUGCUUAUGUUGAAAAAUAAAUUGUAUAUUUAUCAUAU